CUUUGUGUUCUCCGAUAAAUUAGAGGCUCAGGAGACUUUACGCAGUCAUUCAGGUGAGGACAGUGCGCGCGCGCGGACAUAUAUCCGUACCUUUCACGCGCAGCACCCCGAUCGCUUAUAUAUAUAUUUUUUGCAACGAGAAAAGGACUAUUAUUUUAAACAGGAUUUUGCUGAGCUUUGGAGGUUUUCAUGCCUUAAUCUGUUUUUAUAGGACCGCGCUUUUAACAACAAUACAGGUUAAACUGUGAUUUCGAUGGUUGGAAGGCAGUCGAUUCGUAUGGAUGGCAUUGGUUCUGUGACAGUUAUGGAUGACAGUCCCGCAUCAAGCCCCAACUCUAGCCCCAGCCCUGACACGCUCUCGGCGGACAGCCGGCGCGCAGAGGCCCUGUCCCGCUCCAGGGUGGUCCCUUCUAGCGGCUUCGGUGGCAGAGGGAGACCCGCGGCGGCCAACGCAGCGCGCGAAAGGAGUCGCGUCCAGACGCUCAGGCACGCGUUCCUCGAGCUACAGAGAACACUGCCGUCGGUGCCGCCGGACACCAAACUCUCCAAACUCGACGUCUUGAUACUGGCAACCACGUACAUAGCGCAUUUAACGAGAACCUUGCAAGAAGAAGGGAUGGAAGAGGACAACUCUAAACAAACUGAAGCUUUGAACUCGCUUAAGGGAGAUGGCUACCUACAUCCUGUGAAAAAAUGGCCGAUGCGUUCAAGAUUAUAUGUCGGUGCCACUGGACAGUUCCUGGGUAACUCAAACGAAAAUCAAGGGGCAUCUUCAUCAUCAUCUCAAACAUAGAUCGUUUGCACAUAAGACUUUUUUGAGGUGAAGAUGAAAAAUGAAGGGUAAAAGUUUAAAGUUGUUGUUUUAGUGAUUUUGUUGCGGUCUGUAAAAUGUACGCGGCAAGCGAACCGCAUUCAUUGAAACUGUUAUCAUUGUGCCAUACAGACAACUGAGUAUUGUGCAUAUUAAUAUAUCCUAAUUAUUUCAAAUGUGUAAAUAAGAUGAAAAUAUUAAAGAGACUGUGUUCUUUUUAACUGUGGGUUUCUGCGGUUCUGUACUUGUAACUCUGUCUGAAAUUCGUGUGUGGGGUCAAUGGGCUGUUACGCUUGAGCUGUCGGCUAUGCACUUUCUGUUACAACAUUUGCACUAAAUGCAUGUGUGAAUAACCUAACAUUCGUCAUGUGAAGUGGUCUGUCAGAGUCGCAACAAUAGCAUCAUCAUCCCCUUUUCUCCUCCCUUCCCUCCUUCCUCCUUUUCAAGUGAAUAGCACAUGUGGAAUUGUGAAUAAAGUUAUUCUUAAAAAUUGCACUGCUCUCAGGGUUAUUGUUGUUAUUAUUACCGAUGCUUUCUAAAGUAAACCCUUCACAAUGUGCAAAAUAACGUGUUCCA
Molecule: messenger RNA, 1387 nt
Organism: Puntigrus tetrazona (Sumatra barb)
Lineage: Eukaryota; Metazoa; Chordata; Actinopteri; Cypriniformes; Cyprinidae
Product: transcription factor 24-like
Exons: 3
Coding region: 254-793 (179 amino acids)
Biological process (GO): regulation of transcription by RNA polymerase II; developmental process
Molecular function (GO): RNA polymerase II transcription regulatory region sequence-specific DNA binding; protein dimerization activity; DNA-binding transcription factor activity, RNA polymerase II-specific
Source: RefSeq, a predicted model, not a curated record